Neocloeon triangulifer is the source of this 782-nucleotide messenger RNA. RefSeq names its product large ribosomal subunit protein uL13 (gene RpL13A). The record is from RefSeq and is a predicted model, not a curated record. Gene Ontology annotation, molecular function: mRNA binding; structural constituent of ribosome. The transcript is spliced from 4 exons. Bases 130 to 744 code for a protein of 204 amino acids. Gene Ontology annotation, cellular component: cytosolic large ribosomal subunit; ribosome. Gene Ontology annotation, biological process: negative regulation of translation; translation. NCBI's taxonomy places the organism in Eukaryota, Metazoa, Arthropoda, Insecta, Ephemeroptera, Baetidae.
ACGAGGAGAAACUGGAGAAAAGACGAAAGAGGUGUGUUGUUGUUGCCACGCCCCCUUUUUGCUUUGAGCUUCGCGGUCGCGCCGCAGGAAGUUGCGCUCCGCCAUAUUGGAGUUCUUCCGGCAUCCACCAUGCCCGGGUUCAGCGACAAGGCCAUCGUGAUCGAUGGCAAAGGCCAUCUCUUGGGUCGUUUAGCUGCCGUUGUGGCCAAAACUGUUCUCCAGGGAAACAAAGUUGUCGUUGUCCAUGCGGAACAACUUAACAUCUCUGGAAACUUUUUCAGAGCUAAGCUGAAAUACUUGGCGUUCCUUCGUAAGAGGUGUAAUGUCAACCCUGCCAGAGGCCCAUUCCACUUCAGAGCACCCAACAAAAUUUUCUGGAGAACUGUUAGAGGAAUGUUGCCCCACAAAACCGAACGUGGAAAGGAGGCUUUGCGCAGGCUGAAGACCUAUGACGGCUGCCCACCACCCUACGACAGGAGAAAGAAGGUUGUCGUGCCUGGCUCGAUGAGGCUGUUGUGCCUCAAGCCUGGCCGCAAGUUCUGCCAGCUCGGCCGCCUGUCCCACGAGGUCGGCUGGAAGUACCAGCAGGUGGUGCGCACCCUUGAGACUAAGAGGAAAGUCAAGCAAGUGCUGAGGAUGCGUAGGAUCAAGUCCCUCAGGAAGGUGACCAAGCAGUCUAGGGGUUUGGUGGCAAAGAUGACCAAGCCUUACGAUCAGCUCAUCAAAUCCUAUGGCUACAAUUGAAAAGAUGAUAAUUGAUAAAAAUUUCUCAUGUAAGAUCA